Messenger RNA from Mesocricetus auratus (golden hamster), 2832 nucleotides. It is a transcript of the gene Cfap99, whose product is annotated as cilia and flagella associated protein 99. The transcript has 16 exons. Bases 225 to 2174 code for a protein of 649 amino acids. NCBI's taxonomy places the organism in Eukaryota, Metazoa, Chordata, Mammalia, Rodentia, Cricetidae. The record is from RefSeq and is a predicted model, not a curated record.
GGACGCGCAUCCAGGGAGGGAGGCUUCGAACUACAGGUCCCGGCGCCCACCGCGAGCAAGGCCUGCGUGGCGUUGCUAGGUGACGGCGCCUAAACGAUGCCUAGGCGAGCUGCGGGUGCGGGCGCUGGCAGGUGAGGGCUCCGGCCCGCGGCGCCUGAAGGGACCACGCAGGGGCAGGUGGAGGCCUGUGGAGGCCCGGCGGCCCGCAGGACUCUGCUUAAAAGAUGGCCUACUACGGAAAAUGCAUUGAGAUUGUAAUAGAACAGCUUGACAAAUUUAAGCCUGAGAAGGACAAUCCCGAGCAGUUCCUGGAGACAGUAUCUACCUCCUUACAGCAGGAUCUGAGCCCCCAGAAGCUUGCCUUUGUUUUGGAGGUUCUGUCUGGCUGCCUUGAAUACCGGAAGUUACUGACCAUCGUGGUGGAUGCCUUCUAUGUACGGGAUGGUCGGCUCUGCCUUUGGGCUGACUACAGCCUUUAUCAGGUGAUCUGCUACCUGGCCAUGUUCCAGCUGGAUGAGCUCGGCUUCCAGCUCUUCUGCAGCAUCAUCAAGUCCCAGCCUGUGGGUAAGACUUGCAAGUUCCUCAGGUUCUUCUUUAACCCCUUGAACCUGUGCUCAUGGAUCAAGGACGAGUGGAGCCUCAUCUAUGAAACAGCCCACGUGAAGGAAAAUUGGAUUGACCCUCUGAUGAGAUGGCAACCAGAGGUCCAGGAGCUUAUCAACCAACUGGAGGGAGUGCCGACGGAUCAAAUGCCUCCCUCAAAGAUCAAGGCCAAGCUCACAGAGCCCAAGGAAUUCAAUCUGACUGUUCCAAGGCCCCGUGCCAUUACAAUGCCUGAGCCUGUACCCACUGUGGCCAAGACAAAACGUGUCCCUCAGAGCACCUACCAGGAGCCCAGGGAGCAGCAGCUUCUGCAAAUGAUCAAAAGAUACAACCGCCGGAAGGCUGAGGAGCUGCUGCUGAGAGCGAACAUGGAGGAGCUACGGUGUGCUAUGCCCCGAUCGCACAGGGAUCCACCAGCACAGGACUUCAAGAAACAGCAGCAGCUUCAGUCUCCACCCCGAAUACGCAGAACUCCAAAUCUGACUUUCUACAAGCCCAACAGCUUCCCAGUCAAGCUGAACACAGCCACCAUCCUUCGGGAAGGGGCCUUAUACCAGCGGCAGGUGGAGAAGGAGCUGCAGAGAGUGGAUAAGCUUGUGGACGGGGCUGGAGACUUCUCUGAGUUCUUUGAGUGGCAGAAGAAGAUGCAGGCAAAGGACCUGGAGGAGCAGCUAGCUGCAGGCUUGUGCCGGCGGCUGCAAGGAAAGCUGAGCCACGAGGAGGCCAUCUUGGCUCGGCAGAACCUCAUGCAGGAAAACAAGCAAAAGGCGGACCAGAAGAAGGAGGAGACAGCUGAGCUAAUGCUGCAGUGUGCUGAGAGGCGCCUCCAAGAGGAGAAGUCCAUGAAGGAGCUGGUGGAGCAGGUCAUUGAGGCCCAGAAGAAUGUCAAGGUGGCCCAGAUGAAGCUCGUCAAGGGCCGGCAGCAGAUAGUUCAGGAGGUGAUGGAAGAGAGCCGGGAGCUGCUGCAGCGGAGCACGGAGGCAGCCAAAGAGGAGCAGAGGCGGCGCUGUGAGCUCAUCGCUCGGUUGCGUGCACUGGAGACACAGCCCACACGCAAGGACAAGCUGGUAGACCUGACCCAGAUCCCAGGAUAUGGUCUGGAAGGUGAGAUGUCUGUUGUGGAACUUCGAGAGAGACUGGCACUGCUUAAAGAGACACAGAAACGAGAGAAGGAGGAAAAGCGGGAUCAAAUCAUUCAGGGCAAACGAGCCAAAAGCCAAAAGCUACAGAGCACAAUGGAGCAAAUCUCACUGUGCCGUGCAGCCAUGGGCAGAACCGCAGCCUUGAGGUGGGAGGAAAAGAAGGCCCAGACAACAAGCCUGGGUACACCCUCUCAGGACCAGCGCGUGUUGGAACUGCAGCGCAGAAUGGAGGAGAGGGCAGCUGAGCGCCGCCGUAGGCAGACAGCACAGCUGACCGUGCCAUCGCCCCGGGCCAAGCGCCCCCAGCUGCGGGCUCAGGCAGAGGUGCAGCACUGGCUGGAACUGGACCAGAGUCGAGAACGCAGGCUGCGGGCAAGGCAAGAGGCAGACCGCACCUGCCAGCCUGCCCAUGACCUGAAGGCUGCCUGAGCCGCCCUGCGCUAACACAGCGCAGGGCCGCCGACCUGGGCCCCUACCCCUGCCCCUGUCCCUCAGAGAGCAGCCCUUUCCUGCACCCCAGCCACAAAGCCCAGCCUUUCCCCAGCUCCAGCCUGCUCCUGUUUGGUUGCCCCAGAAAAGACAUGGUGCGGGAGACACACUAUACAACUACUCUUAUUCUGGACUGCAACUGGCUACCCACCCGUGUUUUUAUUUGCUAAACCUAGCCCCUCCCUACUCCCAGAAAGGCUUUUUGUAGGACUGGAAGCCCACAGCAGUGGCAUUGUGAGUGAGGCCCGAUUCUUGAACACCUGUUAUGGACUGGCCCUUUUCCUGCUUCAUGUGGAUCAUCUGGGCCUUUGAUCAUUGCACGUGGCAACUAUUGCCCAGUCCUGUUCUGCUAAAGAGGCAACCUGUGCUCAAAAAGGUGACCCUGACCUCAGGUGGUGAGACUGUGCCCUAGGGUGCUUUCAGACCAAGAAAGUCUCUUUGCAUUGACAGGAGUCCUACCUCAGUAUGGAGAACUAACAAUUCCAAGAUUUUUGACAAUCCUGGGUGUGGGUUGUGGGGAGAAAGGAAUCCCUGUCUCCCUGUUGAAAUAGAAUUGGGGGCAGAUUUAAUUUUACUUAAAUAAAAAUCACAGUUCUUA